UUGGAUUUUGCACCUGCUCCAUUGCUGCACAACUAAUGGCCUAGCUCUUCAUUUUAAGGUGAUAGGUGCCUGGAAAUGGAUGCAACAGAAUACCUGAUUAAAGUGCUGUCAAGGUUUCGAAUAAGUGACUUCCCCAAGUUACUGAAAUCCUGGGAUUUUCUGUCUGCAAGUCAACUUCAGGAAAUAAACUUCAAGGAGUAUACACGAAAAGACCUAAUUUUGGAGAUAGCUGCACUCUGUGAGGGCAAUGGAGUAACCCUAAAUCAGAUAGCAGAAUUGGAUACGAUUUAUUAUUGUACAUACCCUCAGAAGAAAAGAUGGAGUUCCUACCAAAUGUUUGGGUCAAAAGGUGGUGAGAAAGCAACUUUAUUUGAUUUUGGACACUUCAAAAAAACAUUUGAAAGAAAUCUCAAAAUGCUCAUUAGAAAAGUCAUGGUCAACUUUUUGGAACAUGGGGAAGCAGUUUGGAUCCGAAUUGCAUGGGGCAAACAUCACUCCCCUCCUAACCAGCAACGGGCUGCCUAUGCAGUGUACUACCCACAUACCCCUUAUGUUUUCAUGGCUAAUAUUGUUGCACAGUACAGGGUGUAUCUUUCUCAGGCACUGGUUGUUGCUACCGAGCAUAACAUGCUCAAAGAAUUGGAUCUACGAGGACGUUGUUUGGACUCCCUUCGAGACAUUACUCUUAAAAGAUUUAAUCCGGCACUUUCUAUGCACCACAGGAAAGCACUCCAACAGAUAAAUACCAAUCAGGAAUCUGUACAAGAUCAGAGGAUCAUCAUAGAAAAUCUGAGAGAGAAGGAAGAUGCCAAAAGAUUAACAUUUGCAACUUUUGGUGAAGGAUCGCUCCCAAAACUGGAGGAGGUUCAUUACAGAUUACAAACUGUUUUUAAGGAUGAACACAACAUGGGGCUCUUAUCAGACAGAAGAAAACCAUUCCGAUGUGUGGCAAAGUUUUCCAGUCCAAAUAUCCUUGAGUCAUUGAGAGCACUUCCAGCACUUGGGAUUGCUGAUGUUCCCAUUUCAACCAUGUUCAGCAGUAUACCAGAAAAGGGAAAGAAUUAUUUCAAAAUAAUGGAUAAAAGGACGGGUGGACCGAAUACAUCAGGCCCUUAACUUUAUAGUCCAAGGACAUUCUGUAAAUACUUGUAUGUUUCCUGUGGAAAACUCUUGCCUCUUCAAUUAUGUAAUGAAGCUUUAGAUUUUCCCCAUGUCUAUUGACAAAUUUUUUGCACAGUGUGAAUGUGACAUUGUUAAUGUUACUUCCUAAAAUUAAUCUUCACUUUAUCAGAAGCAAUUCAUAUAAUCCCAUCUUUGCAAAGUUUAAUAAAAAAAAACAUUUGACAUAAUGUCUCUUGAAUAAAAUUAGGAACUUUAUACAUUUCUAUGUCAUUUUGUUUUAUACUUUCUAGGUUCCCAUGUACAGGAAUGGGGAAAUUAAGCAGGACAGUGAUGCCCCUGCAGUGUUAGAUUUGGUAAUGCCAAUUGUAGAUCCACAAGUGCAUAAUGGCAUUAUUUGAGAAAUGUGAAAGAAUUUGGCAUCCUUAGAAUCUGACCCUUCAAGGUGCUAAAUUGGUGGUUAAUAACUUUGAUUAAACAACACCCUAUGAUGUCUUUCUUCCCAUCUGUUCCCUACAGUCUACUCCAGGUUCAUGUUCUUGCUUUAAAAUUGUUACAACUGGUUUUAAAUAUGUUAUUAUGUGGGAGGUGUCUUCAGACUAAAAUGCCGCUUUACUGAGCAGUCUUGAUUUGUAAGAGGUUAUACGGUUGUGCCUUUACAGUUUGAAAAAGUUUGUACGUUACCCCAUGAAAAUUUCCCUUUCAGAUACUAGUUUCAAACAAAUGUCUCUAUGCCAUCUGGGCUUGCAUUUUUUUAAAGAAAGAAAUGCAAGAGGUGUUUUAAUUUAGAUAUUGAGAUCAUUACUUCUUUGCAACUGUUAUAGUUGUACUUCUGUUUUUUUUUUCAAAAUGUUCUUCAGUUCCCUGUCUUCUAGCCCUCUUCCUACUGAAACCGUUUUUAUUUUGCUGCUUCUACUGUUUGUCUUCAUGAUUACCAAAAGGUUGCUUACUCUAUCUAAGAGUAUGACUGACUGAUUUCUACCUUACACAUGCCUUAUGUACUACAACAUGUGGAAAUUUCAAGUGGUGAUUAAUAUUCCAACCAGCCUAACUGAACAAUGUUGCACUCUAAAUUUUGGGAGAGUGAAUCAAAGCUUCAUUUUGGUGAAUUUAACCUUUAAUUUAAGACCAGGUUAGUGGAUUAAAUGAGAAAAUGGUUCAAUGUGGAUCUUCCAAUUGCACACUGUCAGAUUCCUAUAUCUAAGUGGGUUGUAAUCUAAUGUUUAAUAAAUCUCUUUCAAAUCUGCAACUGGGAAGAAUUGAGAAGCCACUAGGUUUGAGAACAUGCUGAAUAUACUCUUGCAAUAUUUUGUUGUAGAUCUUUUGAAACAAAAUCCACUUAAUUCUUAGUUGGCAAGAAAGCCAGUUUCCCAUAAAUGAUUUUCUAACCAUGUAUCAAGUUUGAGUUAGAAUGUUAGGUGAGCAUUUGGUUAAAUCGCUGUUUUAUGUAUCAUUUAGAAUUAACUUAAUGUAAGACAAAUUGCACUCUCAUCUGCCAAGUUGCAUUUUAUGCAAAUAAUAAUUCACUUUUU
This is a messenger RNA of Hemiscyllium ocellatum (epaulette shark), 2651 nucleotides long. RefSeq names its product centromere protein N (gene cenpn). NCBI's taxonomy places the organism in Eukaryota, Metazoa, Chordata, Chondrichthyes, Orectolobiformes, Hemiscylliidae. The transcript is spliced from 11 exons. Bases 76 to 1116 code for a protein of 346 amino acids. The record is from RefSeq and is a predicted model, not a curated record. Gene Ontology annotation, biological process: CENP-A containing chromatin assembly; chromosome segregation.